Molecule: messenger RNA, 2019 nt
Organism: Pocillopora verrucosa
Lineage: Eukaryota; Metazoa; Cnidaria; Anthozoa; Scleractinia; Pocilloporidae
Product: galactose-3-O-sulfotransferase 2-like
Biological process (GO): glycolipid biosynthetic process
Cellular component (GO): membrane
Molecular function (GO): galactosylceramide sulfotransferase activity
Source: RefSeq, a predicted model, not a curated record
AUAGGGGUCGUGCACCGUCCAAACAGGACGAUACAAAUUUGUCAGAGGGACGCGAUUUCGCCGAGGUUGUUUCACGAGGAAAAGUAGUUUCUACGUCUCACCACACAAAGCUUCUUACGGUUGUUUACGUUGAUGUUACCUCCAAAUGGUCAAGGAAAUAAAGCCAUUUCUGAUUGUUAUCAUCAUCCUCUCAGUUGUGUUACUAAUUGCAACAGCGAUUCAGUUGCAAUUAAUUCCUUCACUGCCAACGCUUGUACCAAUACAAGUACAAGAACAAUCAAGGACAGAAGCUGCCACCAACUGUUCUUCAGAAAAAUACGUUCUUUUUCUCAAAACACACAAAGCAGGUUCAAGCACAAUUUCGAACAUUUUCUUUCGUUAUGGCGAUUCUCGAGAUCUUUCCUUUGUUCUUGGCUCGGACACUCUUAUUGGAUGGCCGACGCGUUUCCGUAUUGGACAAGCUCUCGCUUUCGAUGGAACUCGGCCAAACUUUCUUUGCAGUCACACAAGAUUCAAUAAGAAAGCCAUGAACCAUUUGUUUCCAAAAGACGCCAGCAAAUAUGUGACAAUCGUCAGAAACCCGGUCAAACAGUUUGAGUCGAUUUUUAACUACAUGCAAAUCGGAACUGUGUUCGGUUUUGGGACAGAUCCAUCCGAAUCAUUGAAAGCCUUUCUAAAGAAUGGAAUAGGAUUUAAUAUCCUCAGAAAAAGCGGAAGUUCUGUUUUAGCCAGAAAUCCACAAAUGUUUGAUCUGGGUUUGGACUUCAAGUUUUAUCAGGAUGCCAAAGCCAUUAAAGAGUACAUUGAAUUCCUGGAGAAGGAGUUUGAUUUGGUUUUAAUCGCAGACUAUUUUGACGAAUCUGUGGUUCUUAUGAAGCGAUUACUAUGCUGGGAAUUGGAGGAUGUACUUUUUGUAAAAACAAACGAACGGCUUGACAAGGACAAAGCUGCUGAAAUAUCAAAUGAUACGGAAGAGAACAUAAAACGGUGGAACAAAGCUGACGUGUUGCUGUACGAACACUUUAACCAAACUCUUUGGCAAAGAAUCGAAAGGGAAGGAAAAGACUUUUACGAUGAUCUUACGAACUUUCGUCGAAUGAAACAGGAACUUAAAACUAAAUGUUUUGAAGACAAGCCAACUAAGCAGUUAAUGUAUGGCAACAAGUAUGCUAAAGGUUUGACUCUAAGAUCAGAUUUGUCUUCUGAUCUAAAACAAAAAUGUGAAAGAAUGACACGAACUGAAAAUAAUUAUCUGGCAUAUUUAAGGAACAAGCGAGUGGCAAAAUUAGUUGGUAUUCAUCACGCAGCACCAAAUGAGGAUGAUCAAGAAAAAGUUAGUUGGGACGCGGCGAGCGAUUAUAAAUAUUUUCCUGUAUGAAGUAGCCAAUUACAAGAGACUUUCAACGCAAGUUAUAUAUUUCGCAUAUUUUGCAGUGAAAUUAAAUUGUUUCUAUGGAUAUUUAAAAAACGCGAGAACACAUAAGGAUUAUUUGUGUGAGUCGGAUGUUUAAAUAUUCACAUUUACUAAUAGUACAUGACCUACAUCAUUCAUCCUAACAGGCACGUGCAAUUAUGCAUAACAAAAUUGCAAAUUGUACAAAAUAUCUUGUUUAGAGGGAGGACUCCUUGAAAAAAUUUUAUUUUCUUUCCGUGAUGCGUAAAACCAGUGGUAUAAAGUACCAUGAAAACCUAAGGAGGCAGGACUACUAGAUAUAAUUUUUUCAAUUUGAAUUAAAACGACAUGUAUGGAAAUUUGCAAAUGCUGCCUGGAAGGCAUGCUACGCCUUGUCCGGCACAAGGUGCUUACGAAUGCAUGUACAAAUAUAUAUGGAAGUGAAGUGCAUUGACAGAGUAAAAUUUAGAACGUAGACGUAAUUAGUUGGUAGGGGAAUUGAUUGUUCUGGAGAUAUCUGUCCGUCAUCCCCUGAUGUUUUUGCCGUGUGGCAAAGUUUAUUCCUUUUCCAACUAAAAAACUACGGGUUCCACUUGAAAUGUUUGUCGAUGACAGGUUUUCGUUAU